Pistacia vera is the source of this 1498-nucleotide messenger RNA. RefSeq names its product E3 ubiquitin-protein ligase RFI2. Gene Ontology annotation, molecular function: ubiquitin-protein transferase activity. Bases 159 to 1412 code for a protein of 417 amino acids. NCBI's taxonomy places the organism in Eukaryota, Viridiplantae, Streptophyta, Magnoliopsida, Sapindales, Anacardiaceae. The record is from RefSeq and is a predicted model, not a curated record. The transcript is spliced from 6 exons.
GUAAUCUGACAGGUCGGAAAGAGAAACACAGAUAGAUUUCGGGUUCACAGACAGAGAUAGAUAUAGGGAUAGAGAUAAAAAAAAAAGAGCAUAAAAGUUUUCAGAUUUGUCGCUUAGGAUUGUAAUUUUUGGGUUUCAAUUGGUGGACGAACGACAACAUGGUGGGCUCUAUAGCCACGACCACUCAUCGUCGUCCUCCCAUGGACGCUGCUGCUGGUGAUGAUGAUGAUGAUGAUCAAGCUAUUGAGCCCCCUUCUUCUUUGGUUUCCUGCUCGAUUUGUCUUGACUCUGUCUCUGAUAAUGGUACCAGAUCCACCGCUAAGCUCCAUUGUGGCCAUCAAUUCCAUCUCGAUUGCAUUGGUUCAGCAUUUAAUAUGAAGGGAGCUAUGCAAUGCCCAAAUUGUCGGAAGGUUGAAAAAGGUCAGUGGUUGUAUGCCAAUGGUUCUGCUCGUUCACUUCCUGAGUUUAGCAUGGAAGACUGGAUACCCGAUGAAGACUUCUACGAUCUAAGUUAUUCUGAAAUGCCCUUUAGAGUUCACUGGUGCCCAUUUGGUGAAUUGGCACGAGUUGGAUCAUCAUUUGAGGAGGUGGAACCUCCAUCAACUACAUAUCAUGACCUACGGGGACACCAUCCCUUAUUCGCUGAACAAGAAGCAGCAUCUAUGGCUCAUUCAUACGUUGCGUAUGUCGGACCAAUUCCGCCUACAACCUCGAGAUCUAGCAAUAAUGUUGAUGAUCCCCUUUUAAAUUAUCACUGGAAUGGUCCAUCAGGACACAAUGAGAUUUUUCCUCCCCAUGCAUUUCCUGCCAUCCAGUACCAUAGUUGGGGUCGUCAUUCCCCCCCUUUCGCCAUAUCCAGUAGCCAUAUAAACGGUGCUGAUCCGGCUUCUCUUCCACCUGCCACGCUUAGAUCUUCUCAUGGUGAAUCUGAUGCUGUAACAAUGUCCAGAUCUUUUCCACAUCCAUUUGCCUUUGAUCAUGGGUCUGGUCCUAGAGCUGGGAGCUCUUUUGUUUCCUCAGUCGUUCCUCGUCAUCCUGGCAGCACUGCUCUAAACGCUUCUCAUUCCUUCCUUCCUCAGCAGCAGUCGAGCAUUUCAGCAGGGUUGCCCACACCUGUAGUGCCAGGUUUGAGGAGAUUUGAUGGUCCGAGGAGCUUGCCUGCAGUAGUGCCAGCACCCCCCCAACAUGAUCAGAAUGGUAAUUUCUAUAUCUUUCCGCCAAGUUCAUCGGGGCAGAACCUACAAGAAGCAGAAAGUCCGUUUUUGAAUCAUUUUCAUGUAUGGGAAAGAGAGAGGUUAUCUCGUUUCCCUGGUGUAAUAAGAGACUCAAAUUGGGGUUCGUUUCAUCAGAAUAGUGGGGCCUCAGACUCGGGGAACAGGUCAGGAAGCUUUUGGCAUAGGCACUCCUCUUAAGAGGAUGGGAUCAAAAACCUUUGAACAUUUAUCCUGCCUGUCAGAAAAUUGCGUGAAUUGCACGCAUCCGAACUUGAUGACUGGAA